Messenger RNA from Seminavis robusta, 2768 nucleotides. Lineage: Eukaryota; Bacillariophyta; Bacillariophyceae; Naviculales; Naviculaceae. The record is from the annotation of a GenBank genome assembly.
CAUCAUUUAAAAUUGACUAUCAUGGCUAGCUAUCAGCAAGCGAGAUGCAGCCCAGCACAACAACAUACUAGUAGCUAGUAGCGCCCUUAGCUAAUGGCAUCUCUUUAGAAUUUUUUUUUACAGAAGAUCAAUCGAGUUCUGUGGCUUCAUCCCGCGACCGCAAACUGUACAGUAGCCAUGCCGAGUAUCUUUAGACUUAGACAGCAGCAACAACAACAACAAAAUCAAAGAUGGCGUCUUGUCGUUCGAAUGCCCUCGUUCCCACAAUCAGCGGUACUUUUGCUGCUGCUCUUAUUGAUUCAGUCUCACCUGCUGGUCGUGGUGGACGGGAUUACACGUGAAGGAUGUCUCGAGAAUUACCUACCAGAACGCGUAGCUUGCUACGAUGAUUCGAACAUUUUCGGGGACGCUUGUCGAGAUUUGCCCAUUCCAUCGGAAGCGUUUCCGUCGCAGCAUUUGAACGAUCAAGGAUUCGCCUUGAUUCGUAUUCGCGACACGAUCACAACCCAAGCGUACGUCGUCACGGAGAAUACCGCAUUGGCGCUGAUCGUGUUGGAUAUCGCGAGUGAAACAGAAACAGAAGAAGAGACUGAGGAAGAACGCAGUCCCGGACCAGUCUUUACCGUGUCGGCGGGAGCCACGUUACACGACAAUGCAAGAGACGACCGCAAAGGCAAAGACGAUAACAAAAACGGAAAUCGCAAAAGGCGGAAACUCAAGGGGCACUCUGAUCAAAAUCACAAUAAUAAUCGGCUAUUGAAAGAAGAACGGAAAAAGAAAAAUUCCGAAACGGAGAGUCGGGAACCAAAAGAUGAUGUGGAUGUUCAGAGAGUUGUGGUGUCUAACGCUGCAGAACAGGAAGAAUCUCCAUUCGAGGAACUUGCUGUGUCACCCACUCAUGAGGCUAUUUAUACGGCUCCGCCUACCUUUGCUCCAACACCAUCACCUUCUGAACCCACUGAAACUCCUGGCAAAGGCAAACGGCCAACCCAACAGCGACGACCCAUCCACGUGGCAAUGAUCGACUUCCCCGAGGCAUUUCUAAGAAGAGAUCCAAGCACUGGUAAAACUGUCAACAAUAUUAUGUUGCCAGCGUUGGAAGAAAUCUUGACCGAACACAAUUUCUCCAAACAGGAUAUUGAACAAGCCUUGAUGAUAUACACCCAUGGCCACACAGACCACACCGGUGGCGCCAAUUUUACGCUGCAAGUUCUGCGAGACGAUUGGAAGGUUCCUGAAGUACACAUUCUGGCAUCCGAAGCUGUAGUGGAAACGUAUGAAACCUUGAUCGAGCGAGGUUUGUGGACGUUUCGGGCACCCAUCCCAACGGUACCGGUGCCAACGUACGACUUGACACCCGAAGUGUUCACCGUUUCACUGGGACAAUCCACACAAAUACAGCUGCAUCCAACCAAUGGACAUACAAGCGCUGGUCAGCAGGACUUUAUUGUUUACAUGGAAGCUCUCCCAGCGAGCCGCAGCAGCUCAAAUACUAAUAAUGGUGGGCAAGCAGCGCAACCACCGAUCCUCAUGUACGUGGAUGCAAUCUUUCCACAGUGGGCACCCCCCUUUCGAUUCGGGACGGAUGAUUUGUUGAGUUACAUUCUCCUUCAUGACAAGCUCCUGGAGUUUGACAUGGAGGGCUUUGAUGAUGAUGAUGAUGAUGGUGAUGAUGAUGGAGAGGAGGGUGUCUUUAUUGGCGGACACGUCAACCAAGUCGGAACUCGGCAAGAUAUUUUGCUGAGUCAAGAGCUGCUGGAAGUCGUGCUGGACGCUGCCUCGGACGCUCUCAUGGCAGUUGACAUUAAUCCUAUCGCUGUUGACAUUGGAUUCUUUGAUCCGAACUCGAUUGGCUUUAGUAAUCGAUGGGCACUCUUUCGAGACUACAAGACUGUGGUGCUCCGGCAUUGUGCCAAGAGCGUUGUGCAGCAAAUGGGCUGUCAGUUGGCUGGACUCGAUGUUGUCGCGGAAUCGCUCUGCGAUAUUGGACAGCUCUUUUGGGGGAUUGUGGCAUAGAGCAGGCAAGCAAAAACACGCACAUCUCUGGGGCAUGGUUGGACGAUUGGAUGUCUCCGAAAGGUUCUGUUACGGUGCAUCAAGCCGGCCGUGGCCUUCUUCUGUGGCUCGAGUUGGUCAGGUCAGGAGAAGAGAUUGCCUGAUCUCAUUCCCCAUGGAUUUGCAAUGAAGAAGGCCGACCAGGCCACAGCAGUUUCCCCCAAGCGGCCAACGUUUUAAAGCGGGCAGAGCAGUUCGCACCGGUCAACCAACCAACUCAUUCAACCAACAAUUCGAAAUGGCGAAUCCAGUGCCAUGUAAGCGAAGGGUAGAAUAGUCAGCGCCAAGCCUCCGAUGAUCUGAGUCACGUUAGGUUGGAAAACCUUGAGAGAGGCUUUCGAAGGCUUCAAGCUACCUGUAGCAGAGCAUCGUACCGGUGCAACCGGUGCACUAUGAAAAUUGCAGAAAAGAGAUGGCGACAUGCAGCCGCUUAAUUACGGGCAACACUCGGUCGGCUGCAACCUUGAGCCUUUGAUUCCUCACUAAAGGAGAGCCACCGUGCUGAUCUUCAGUUCAGUUCAGAGCAAUGUGAAGUCGACUUCGUGCUCAAAUGGAGUUUUUUUGGCAACAUCUUGCAGGCCUACCACUCGUUCUUUCCGUCUCAGGCGUUACUACUAUAGCCAGAUAGACAUCAUUUGCAUUCCUGGUAGCUGUUUUUCAAUGCAUGGUAGCUGUCUCUGUUUAGUAGCUUCUGGAAUACAUACCACUUUGGU